Toxoplasma gondii ME49 is the source of this 1194-nucleotide messenger RNA. RefSeq lists its product as hypothetical. Bases 1 to 759 code for a protein of 252 amino acids. Lineage: Eukaryota; Apicomplexa; Conoidasida; Eucoccidiorida; Sarcocystidae. The record is from RefSeq and is a predicted model, not a curated record. The transcript is spliced from 2 exons.
AUGCAGAACGGCGUUUUUACGCGAGAAAACGCAGAUUUCCUUGUCAAGUCUGGCGCGGAUUCGCCUUCUUCACAGUCUCUGCUUCUCCGGACGUCUCCUUCACCUUUAUCUCUGCCCAGGCGUCGUUUCAUUUUCCUUAGAUCCGCAAGCGUCGAUCUCUCAGAACGUUCCUCCCUCGCCUGUCUCGCCCCGUUCUUCUGUCUCGCCUCCGGCGUUUGCCUUCGGAGCGCCUUCUCGCUUCCUUUCUUUGCGAGGCGGGGACGCCCGUGUCUGUUUUUCAUUUUCAUUUUUUUCUUUCGAGUCUCGUUUACAGCGAACUUCCGAGGGAAAAGAGUCAAAAUGGCGGCGUCGACCAUACCGAUUUCUCAGUGGCCUUCGCUCCUGUACGCGCCCCCAAGUUCUCCUGCAAAUCCUGCAGUCGAGGCUCUUCCGGAAAUGCAGUUCGACGAUCUUCACUAUCCAAGGCAAAUGCUUCUCUGCAGAGGUGCCGGGUACUCUCUGGAACAGUGCAAUCGCAUGGCACAGCCUGACGCCCGUGUGACUCCAGAGAACCCAGCAGAGAAGCUGCUGAAGGAAGAAGCGGUUGCAGCCAUUGCCUGUUUGUCUCAGAGAGAAGGGGGAAAAGAUGAACAAUGCAGGUACUACAUUGAACGCAUGUACAAGCUCGCGAACAAGGAGAAACAGCCGGAGCCAGGCACGCUCAGCAAGGCCUCUACGCUUGCAUGCAAGCUCCUCGGCAUUCACAGACCGGAGGCUUGAGAAGGAAAGUCAAACUGCCUCCGUCCUCAGAACCGCGCAUCUGGGCACCCCACAACUGCGUGGAUGUGUGUAUUGGUUUCGUUGCGUACGUAUAGGAGUACAUGUUUGUGCAUACUGUUGUCGGCUGCUUGCUUUCCUGGAGCUCAUGCUGCGUUUCGAGAGAGGAAGGGAAGGCGCUGCAGACGAGACAGAGACGCGAGGCCAUUCGGAGCUUCACAUGUAUGCUGGCGUAUACAAGAAUACGCAAAAGGAGACAAGCGCAUGCACAGCGCAGGUUUCUGUCAAAGAGGAGGAGGAGGUGUGCCUUGGGUGCGCUCUGGGGUAGAAAGACAUCGUUGAGGUGUACGUACACGCCGGUGAAGAGAGGCUCUAAAUGCACGCAUGCUGCUGUGUCCAACUUCCUGCUUAACUCGAGAGUCGACGGAAGAAUCGGAU